UUCACUGAGAGCAGCAUGUGUGAUGAUCAGAGCAGAGAGCAGGAAGACGGCAGUGAGACGGUCUACCUGGACAUGGAUCACUUGUUGGUGCUGCUGCUGCUGUGGAGCUCAGGACUUCAGGCUGAAGGACAAAACACCUCAACAGAGCCUGUCAGGUUGGUGGGAGGAGCCAGUCGCUGUGCAGGAAAACUGGAGCUGAAAUAUCAGGGAGACUGGAGACCAUUGAGAUACUCUGACUCUGUCUGGACCCUGAAGGAAGCGGCUGUUGUCUGUAGAGAGCUGAAAUGUGGAUCUGCUGUUUCUAUAGGAGAGGGAAAGGAGUCCUCAGACAGACCUGUGUGGUCGAUCAGGUCUGACUGUGUUCAGUCUGGAUCUGCUCUGAGGGAUUGUGUGAUAUCAUUUUCCUCUUCCUCCAUCCUGGAUCUCACCUGCUCAGACUCUGUCAGGCUGCUGGACGGGACUAGUCUGUGCUCAGGCAGACUGGAGGUGAAGUCUAACCAGUCUAACCAGUCUAACCAGAGGUGGUCCUCAGUGUGUGAAGCUGACUUUAACCAGCAGGAUGCAGAGGUGGUCUGUAGGGAGCUCGGCUGUGGGGCUCCUUCAGGCCUCCAGGGGGCGCUCUAUGGAGAAGUGGAGGCUCCGAUGUGGACCAAAGAGUUCCAGUGUGGAGGCCAUGAGUCUGCUCUCCUGGACUGUAGAAGCUCAGGCUCAGCUAGAAACACCUGCUCACCUGGAAAAGCUGUUGGACUCACCUGCUCAGAGCCUGAUGUCAGGUUGGUGGGAGGAGCCAGUUGCUGUGCAGGAACACUGGAGGUGAAACAUCAGGGAGACUGGAGACCAGUUGGUUACUCAAGCUGGACCCUGAAGGCAGCAGCUGUUGUCUGUAGAAAGCUGGACUGUGGCUCUGCUGUUUCUGUAGAACACAGACAGGAGUCCUCAGUCAGACCUGUGUGGUGGAUCAGGUCUCAUUGUGUUCAGUCUGGAUCUGCUCUAAGGGAGUGUGUAACAUCAGGUUCCUCUUUCUCCAUCCUGGAUCUCACCUGCUCAGACUCUGUCAGGCUGCUGGACGGGACUAGUCUGUGCUCAGGCAGACUGGAGGUGAAGUCUAACCAGUCUAACCAGUCUAACCAGAGGUGGUCCUCAGUGUGUGAAGCUGACUUUGACCAGCAGGAUGCAGAGGUGGUCUGUAGGGAGCUCGGCUGUGGGGCUCCUUCAGGCCUCCAGGGGGCGCUCUAUGGAGAAGUGGAGGCUCCGAUGUGGACCAAAGAGUUCCAGUGUGGAGGCCAUGAGUCUGCUCUCCUGGACUGUAGAAGCUCAGGCUCAGCUAGAAACACCUGCUCACCUGGAAAAGCUGUUGGACUCACCUGCUCAGAGCCUGUCAGGUUGGUGGGAGGAGCCAGUCGCUGUGCAGGAACACUGGAGCUGAAACAUCAGGGAGUCUGGAGACCAGUGGGUUACUCUGGCUGGACCCUGAAGACAGCAGCUGUUGCCUGUAGAGAGCUGGACUGUGGCUCUGCUGUUUCUGUAGGACAGAAAGAGGAGUCCUCAGACAGGCCUGUGUGGAGGAUCAGGUCUGACUGCGUUCUGUCUGGAUCUGCUCUGAGGGAGUGUGUAGAAUCAGGUUCCUCUUCCUCCAUCCUGAAUUUCACCUGCUCAGACUCUGUCAGGCUGCUGGACGGGACUAGUCUGUGCUCAGGCAGACUGGAGGUAAAGUCUAACCAGUCUAAUCAGUCUAACCAGCGGUGGUCCUCAGUGUGUGAAGCUGACUUUGACCAGCAGGAUGCAGAGGUGGUCUGUAGGGAGCUCGGCUGUGGGGCUCCUUCAGGUCUCCAGGGGGUGCUCUAUGGAGAAGUGGAGGCUCCGAUGUGGACCAAAGAGUUCCAGUGUGGAGGCCAUGAGUCUGCUCUCCUGGACUGUAGAAGCUCAGGCUCAGCUAGAAACACCUGCUCACCUGGAAAAGCUGUUGGACUCACCUGCUCAGAGCCUGAUGAUGUCAGGUUGGUGGGAGGAGCCAGUCGCUGUGCAGGAACACUGGAGCUGAAACAUCAGGGAGACUGGAGACCAGUGGGUUACUCAAGCUGGACCCUGAAGGCAGCAGCUGUUGUCUGUAGAAAGCUGGACUGUGGCUCUGCUGUUUCUGUAGGAGAGAGAAAGGAGUCCUCAGUCAGACCUGUGUGGCGGAUCUGGUCUCAUUGUGUUCAGUCUGGAUCUGCUCUGAGGGAGUGUGUAACAUCAGGUUCCUCUUCCUCCACCCUGAAUCUCACCUGCUCAGACUCUGUCAGGCUGCUGGACGGGACUAGUCUGUGCUCAGGCAGACUGGAGGUGAAGUCUAACCAGUCUAACCAGUCUAACCAGUGGUGGUCCUCAGUGUGUGAAGCUGACUUUGACCAGCAGGAUGCAGAGGUGGUCUGUAGGGAGCUCGGCUGUGGGGCUCCUUCAGUCCUCCAGGGGGCGCUCUAUGGAGAAGUGGAGGCUCCGAUGUGGACCAAAGAGUUCCAGUGUGGAGGCCAUGAGUCUGCUCUCCUGGACUGUAGAAAAUCAGGCUCAGCUAGAAACACCUGCUCACCUGGAAAAGCUGUUGGACUCACCUGCUCAGAGCCUGUCAGGUUGGUGGGAGGAGCCAGUCGCUGUGCAGGAACACUGGAGGUGAAACAUCAGGGAGACUGGAGACUAGUGAGAUACUUUCUCCUGACCUUGAAGGAAGCAGCUGUUGUCUGUAGAGAUCUGGACUGUGGCACUGCUGUUUCUGUAGGAGAGAAAAAGGAGUCCUCAGUCAGACAGGUGUGCUCUGACUGUGUUCAGUCUGGAUCUGCUCUGAGGGAGUGUGCAACAUCAGCUUCCUCUUCCUCCAUCCUUGAUCUCACCUGCUCAGAUCCAACAGAUCCUCUCAUCAAAGAGGCCGUCCUGCCGCUGACUCUGCUGUUGGUGUUGCUGUUGGUGACUGCUGCCCUUUGUUUCUACUGUAAGGUCUGCAGGGGGCAGAAGCCGGGCAGGCAGGAGGACAUUCAGCUGGAUUAUUAUAACAAGGGUGUUUCUGCAGCUGAAGGAGGGUCGACUGAAGAGGAAGGAGCUCAGGGAGCAGAGUAGGACCUCCAAGGAGCUCAUCUCAGCUGCCACACAACCCACCAUCAGCUCAGUCCAGGAUUUUACACUUUUAUACUGAUGUUCCCUUUAAACAAUAUGGCUGGAAUUAUUAGAUUACGUUAGAAUCUCUAUUUUUAUUACUCUCACCAUGAAAAGAGAAAAAACGUGUGUCAGUCUUUUCAAACUUCCUGUCUGUGGCUCUCAGCUCCAGGUUUCUACCCUUAUGUCUUGUUAGUUCGGCACCUGUAUGCAUUUGGUCUCAUACUACUUUAAUAAAACCUAUCACUGAAGUGUCAGCAUAAGUGCCUGCUCCUCAAGAGAAGUCCUACUCGGGUAAAGAGUGUACCUGUGCGAGUCCACCUACAUCUAAGGGGUGGUGAUGGAUAAGAUGCCUGCCUUUGGUGUGCAACUCCCCACUGUGACCCAUCUACCAAUGUGUCCCUGAGCAAGACACUUUACCCCUAGUUGCUCCAGAGUUGUGCGACCUCUGACAUGUAUCAGCUAAAAGCAUCAGCUAAAUGAAUAAAUGUAUAUGUAAUGUACAAGAGUAGCACACCUACUCACUUAAAGAGCAUGGCUAUCCGUUACUUGUCCUCGAUGACAUGAACAUUCACCUAGACAAAUCAAACUCAGCAGUCUCUGAUUCAGUCCUUUGAACUAACACAGGUUUUCAGCCUCUCAACACAAAGCUGGCAAGGUUCUUGAGCUCGUUCUUGUCGGAAACUAUGCCACCGAAUGCCUAAGAGUCACACCUCUACACAUGUCUGACCACUAUUUCAUUCAGUUCACUGUUCCAGCACCGUAUGUCUGAGACCAAGGCAACCUCCGUCUCCCGCUCACUUUGCCUCAGUGGUAGCUUAUGCUCUGCCUCCCCUCAACACAUUUUCCUCACUCGAGGUCAAUGAUGCUGCACAAUCUCUGUGCUCUAAACUGAGCUCAUGCCUGAAUAGUCUGUGUCCUCUAUCCACCAAGCCUGCUCGCCCGAACCAGUCCCACCCGUGGCUAACUGAUACCAACCGUAGGCUGCGCGCUGAUCUCAGCCGCUGAAAGAAAAUGGCGAGAAACCAGAGACCCUGCCGACCUUAAAGCCUACCAAAUGCUCCUAUCCUCAUUCUUAACAAGCAUCAGUUCUGCCAAAACUGCGUUCUUUAAUGACAGAAUUAGCAGUGCCACUUUUGCCAAUUUUGCUUAAUUUUGCUUAAUUUUGCUUAAUUUUGUAACGCAGGACUGAUGCUUUACUUCACUUUUUAGCUUUUAGAUUAUUUCAUAAUCAUGUUGAAUCAUUUAAUAAUUAAUAAAGUUGCUUAUUUCAUAAUU
Molecule: messenger RNA, 4401 nt
Organism: Micropterus salmoides (largemouth bass)
Lineage: Eukaryota; Metazoa; Chordata; Actinopteri; Centrarchiformes; Centrarchidae
Product: scavenger receptor cysteine-rich type 1 protein M160-like
Exons: 14
Coding region: 16-3087 (1023 amino acids)
Cellular component (GO): membrane
Source: RefSeq, a predicted model, not a curated record